GGAACAACCGAUAGGAUGGAUGUUGUAAAUUCAAUUCUAGAAAAUAGCACUCAGGAAAAAGAUAUACAUAAAUCCACAGAAGUAAAUAAAGACGUGGAAAUUGAGACAGACUUAGGAACUCUUUUAGCGUUAGAUUAUAAUACUGUGGACCUAAAAGCAUUAAAAUCACAGACCGAACAAUAUCUGAAAAGUUUAACAAGGGACAACGUGCAAAUAGUUAUUAAUAAAAUAUGGGAACUUCCAAUAGAACGUGUUGAUGAGGUAAUAGUAGCAAAAUUGCCCAAACAGAAAUUUGUAUUACCACGAGCUCGACAAAUCCCAAAACCAAAACCUUUGACAAAAUGGCAACAAUUUGCUAAAGAGAAAGGUAUCAAAACUAAACGAAAAGGUAAAUCUAAACUUAAAUGGGAUGAAGAACUACAGAAAUGGAUACCUACUUUUGGUUAUAAACAUAACAAAGCCAUAGAACAGAAGGAGUGGUUGGUAGAAGUUAAUAAUGAAGGUAAAGCUAUGGAAGAUCCAUUUGCAGCUGCAAAGACAGCAAAGGAAGAAAGAAAGUCUAAGAAUGAAUUACAAAGACUGCGUAAUAUUGCCAAGGCAAAAAAUAUAAAAAUUCCAAAGGUAGGACUUCCUACUAGGGAACAUUUUCCUGAUUCACAACAACUUUCACAAGCCGUGACUAUUGCACGUACAUCAACAGCAUCUCUUGGCAAAUUCCAAGAUAGGUUACCAAAAGAAAAAGAUGCCAAGGGUAUAGCCAAGCAAGUUCCAGGUAUGAAAAGGAAAGCAGAAGAAAUUCCUAAAAAUUUACAGGAAGAAAAGAAACGCAAUACUAAUCUGGUAGACAGUAUUCUGAAGAGUAACACUAAGAUUCUUCGUGAAGACUUCUCUGUACCAAAAACAACGCCAGCUAAAGUAAAAGAAGACAAGAAAAAAGGUAAAAAGGGAGUAAAAGCUAAGGGAGUAAAGAAACCGAAAGCAGGUAAAGGACAACGGAAUAUGAAGCGUAAAGUUGGAGGUAGAAAACGAAGAUAAAAAUUUGUUGGUAUUAUUUCAAUCCCUCUAACUUCGGUUAUUGUAACUUAAAAACCAUAGUAUUAAAUAUGUUGAAAUAAAUAAUAUCAAUACGAAAA
Messenger RNA from Bombus terrestris (buff-tailed bumblebee), 1133 nucleotides. RefSeq names its product ribosome biogenesis regulatory protein homolog. Gene Ontology annotation, biological process: ribosomal large subunit biogenesis; endonucleolytic cleavage in ITS1 to separate SSU-rRNA from 5.8S rRNA and LSU-rRNA from tricistronic rRNA transcript (SSU-rRNA, 5.8S rRNA, LSU-rRNA); ribosome biogenesis. Bases 16 to 1035 code for a protein of 339 amino acids. The transcript is spliced from 5 exons. Lineage: Eukaryota; Metazoa; Arthropoda; Insecta; Hymenoptera; Apidae. Gene Ontology annotation, molecular function: protein binding. The record is from RefSeq and is a predicted model, not a curated record. Gene Ontology annotation, cellular component: nucleus; preribosome, large subunit precursor; nucleolus.